Molecule: messenger RNA, 4035 nt
Organism: Ornithorhynchus anatinus (platypus)
Lineage: Eukaryota; Metazoa; Chordata; Mammalia; Monotremata; Ornithorhynchidae
Gene: ANKRD35
Product: ankyrin repeat domain 35
Exons: 15
Coding region: 40-3882 (1280 amino acids)
Molecular function (GO): protein binding
Source: RefSeq, a predicted model, not a curated record
GGUCCUGUCCUCCUCUGCCCCCCCCGCCCCGUCCCGGCCAUGAAGCGGAUCUUCUCCUGUUCCAGCUCGCAGGUGGCGCUGGAGCGAUGGAACCGGCAGGACCAGAAGCUUCUGGAAGCGGUCGAGCGCGGGGACGUGGGGCGGGUGGCCGCCCUGGCCUCCCGGAAGACGGCCCGGCCCACCAAACUGGACGUCCACGGCCAAUCCCCGUUCCAUCUGGCGGCGUCCAAAGGUCUGACGGAGUGCCUGACCGUCCUCCUGGCCAACGGGGCCGAAAUCAACACCAAGAACGAGGACGGGAGCACGGCCCUGCACCUGGCCACCAUCUCCUGUCAGCCCCAGUGUGUCAAAGUCCUCCUCCAGCACGGUGCCAAUGAGGACGCUGUGGACGGAGAAAACCGGAGCCCCCUCCACUGGGCGGCCUCGUCGGGCUGCGCCUCCAGCGUGUUGUUGCUGUGUGACCACGAGGCCUUCCUGGACGUCCUGGACAACGACGGCCGGACCCCCCUGAUGAUCGCGUCCCUGGGCGGACACUCGGCCAUCUGCUCCCAGCUCCUGCAGCGGGGGGCUCGGGUCAACGUCACCGACAAGGAAGACAAGUCCGCCCUGAUCCUGGCCUGCGAGAAGGGCAGCGCGGAGGUGGCGGAGCUGCUCCUCAGCCACGGGGCGGACGUGGGCGCCGUGGACCGCCUGGGCCGCAACGCGCUGCAUUACGCUCUGCGCACCGACGACAAGGCCCUGCAGCGGCUCCUGAGGCAGGCUCUGAACCGACGUCGACGGGGAGGCCAGCUGCUGGUUAAACACUCAGACGUGGUGGCCCAGGCCUCUGUGACCGAGCCCCAGGUCGGCUCCCCAAACCCGAGCCCGGGGAGGGCGGAAGAGGAGGAGGAGGAGGAAGAGGAGGAGGAAGAGGAGGAGGCGGCAUGUGCGGAGGCCUGGCGGCAGAAGUACGAGGCGGAGCGGAAGAGGGUGUGCCAGCUGGAGGGGGAGCUGGCACGGGCGGCGGAGGACUGCGCGGCUCAGGCGGCCUGGGCGGGCCGGGACCUGGAGGAGAGGAUCCGGGAACAGGCGCGGGCCCUGGAGCUCCUGCUGCUCACAGCGCCCGGGGGAGGGCCCGGGCCCGGGGCCGGCUCGGACGGGCAGGGCCCCGGCCCCCGGCCCGGUGGGGACGGCAUGGAGCAGGGCUGCGCUCUGGACCUGCUGGCCCAGAGGGUGCAAGAGCUCAAGAGGAGGCAGGAGGAAUGGGCUUCCCGGGGGCCUCCGCAGAGCCUGCCCGAGGCGGGGUCCCGCAGCUCGGCCCAGAGGGGUCCCCAGAGUCCGACCGGGGGGGGACCCCGGGCUCCGGCAGCUCAGAGGCCUCCUCAGAGUCCAACUGAGGAGGGGGCCCCGAGUCCCAGUGAGCGGGGACCCCGGAGCCCAGUCCUAAGGGGUGCCCAGAGUCCAACCGAGUGGGGAAUCCAGAGUCUCACCGAGCAGGGACCCGGGAGUCCCCAGAUUCUGCUCAGCUGGGUCCCGAGGAGCCCAGCUGAGAAAGAAGACCGGAGCGCGUCUGGCCUGGCUCGAGGGGGUCUCUGGGAUCUAGCUGAGCGGGGACCCCAGAGUCCGCUCCAGAAGGGUCCUCGCAGUCCAACUGAGCGGGGACCAAAGAGCCCAGCCGAGCAUGAACCUCGGAGCCCAGCUGAGUUGGGACCCAGGAGUCCUGCCCAAGGGGGACCCCAGAGUCCAGCUGAGGAGGGACCCUGGAAUCCAGCCCCAGGGACUCCCCGGAACCUGCUCGAGGGGGAACCGAGGGGUCCUUUUGGGUUGGGGCCCAGGAGUCCUGCCCAAGAGGGUCCCCAGAGUCCAGCUGAGCGGGGACCCCAGAGUCCCACGCCGGGGGGUCCCCAGGGUCCAGCUGAGCGGGGACCCCCGAGUCCCACGCCGGGGGGUCUCCAGGGUCCAGCUGAGCGGGGACCCCCGAGUCCCACGCCGGGGGGUCCCCAGGGUCCAGCUGAGCGGGGACCCCCGAGUCCCACGCCGGGGGGUCUCCAGGGUCCAGCUGAGCGGGGACCCCCGAGUCCCACGCCGGGGGGUUCCCAGGGUCCAGCUGAGCGGGGACCCCCGAGUCCCACUCCGGGGGGUCCCCAGGGUCCAGCUGAGCGGGGACCCCCGAGUCCCACGCCGGGGGGUCCCCAGGUUCCAGCUGAGCGGGGACCCCAGAGUCCCACGCCGGGGGGUCCCCAGGGUCCAGCUGAGCGGGGACCCCAGAGUCCCACGCCGGGGGGUCCCCAGGUUCCAGCUGAGCGGGGACCCCAGAGUCCGGCCGAGGGAGCCCCCCCGAGCCCGGCCGUCCGGGAGGAGCCGAGGCCGCUCCAGGCCCAGUCCCCGGAGGCCCGGUCGGCGCCCGCCGCCGAGGGCCCGGCCCGGGACCGGCCCGAGCCCGCCGGCAUGGCCGCCCUGAGCCAGCUCCUGCUGCAGCUGAGGGAGGAGCUGGGGGCCGUGUGGAGGGAGAAGGAGGCUGCCCGCGGGGCCCUGGACCGGCCGGGGCCGGCGGCCGGGAGGGGCGGCCGGGAGGUCCGGGCGGAGGCCGCGGCGGCGGCGGCCGCGUGGGAGAAGAUGGAGGCCCGGCUGGAGCGGGUCCUGGCCCGCCUGGACCGAGCCAAGGCCGGGCUGCAGAGGGAGGCCGCCCCGGGGCCCGGGGUCCCGGGGUCGGAGGACCCGGGGUCGGAGGCCCCGGGGCCGGGGGUCUCCUCGGCGGAGGCCCGGGGCCUCCUGGAGCGGGAGGUGUCGGCCCUGCGGCGGAGCAACAGCAGCCUCCUGGGCGAGCUGGGGGCGCUGGGAGGGGAGCGUCGACGGCUGCGGGAAGAGCUGCAGGCCCUCCGACGGCGGCUGCAGCGGGAGUUCGUCCCCCGGCCGGAGGCCCAGGGCCAGCUGCGGCAGCUGCGGCUCAGCGUGGACCUCCUGGCCGAAGAGCUGGCCGCCGAGAAGGAGGCCACGGACCGGCUCCGUCGCCGGCUGGCCGCCCAGAGCAGCGGCCUGCGGGGGCUGCGGGACCACCUGCCCCCGGACCUGGUGGCCGGGCCCGACGGCGAGCCGGUGGAGGAGCUGCAGCGGGGCCUGGCGGCCCUGGCCGGCCGCCACCGGGAGGCCCGGGACCAGCUGGCCCGGCUGCAGGAGGAGAACCGCAGGCUGCGGGCCGGGCGGGGGCCGGACCCCGGCGCCCCCGAGGUGGCCGCCCUGGAGCGGGACCUGGGGCAGCUGGAGGGGGAGCUGCGGACCGUGCAGGCCACCCUCGGGGGCAAGAGCCAGGAGAUCGGCAGGCUGAAGCGGCUGCUCUGCCAGGCCACGGAGGAGGUGGCCGAGCUGCGGGCCCGGGAGGAGGCCGGCCGCAGGAGGCAAGAGCGGGCCCGCGGCUCCCUGGCCGCCCGGGCCCAGGCCCGGGGCCGGGAGCUGGAGGCCCUGCUGGUCAAGUACCAGGCCGCCUGCCGGGAGAGCGGCCGGCUGCGGGCCGAGGUGGCCGAGGAACGGAGGCGCGGCGGGGAGCUGGAGGCCCGGGCGGCCAGGCGCGAGCGGGAGGCCGGACAACUGAGAGACCGCUCGGGCCAGUUCGAGAAGGCGGCCGGGGAGCUGAGGGUCCGCGUGGAAGAGCUCCUGGGGGCCUGUGGCGACAAGGAGGCCCAGAUCCGGGAGCUGCUGAGGAAAGUGGAGGAGCUGUCGGCCGAGGUCCUGACCGUGCGGGGGGAGAACAGCAGCCUCCACGUGCAGCUGCAGAAUUCCCAGAAGAACCACCGGGAGAUCAUCGCGACCUACAGGACCCACCUACUGGACGCGGCGCGGGGCUGCCUGGAGGAGGAAGUGUAUGAGCUGCUGCUGCGGAUCCUGGAAAUGCAGGAGGAGGAGUGAGCCGGGACCCCGCGUCGUCCCCCCCGCCCGGCGGCAGGAAGGCCGCGGGGCGGGGGGCUUCUCCGUGAGGGCGAGGAGGCCGUGUCCGAGUCGGCGGCGUCCGGAGCUGGGGCCGAGCCCGGGAGCGCUGGUGGCGGUGGAGGAAUUGGUGGU